Messenger RNA from Phacochoerus africanus (Common warthog), 1462 nucleotides. RefSeq lists its product as uncharacterized. The transcript is spliced from 4 exons. Bases 1 to 1134 code for a protein of 377 amino acids. The record is from RefSeq and is a predicted model, not a curated record. Lineage: Eukaryota; Metazoa; Chordata; Mammalia; Artiodactyla; Suidae.
AUGAGGUUCGCCCAGAUCGCGUCUCUCCGAGGCCUUGGAGAGCUUAGCAACCGUGCAGGACCGCUGGGCGGUGGGGACGGCGCUCGCCGCACCCCCGCGCUGCCCUCCGCCCCCACGCCCCCGCCAGAGGUAGUGGCUGAGUCAUUCAUUGAAGGGCCGCCCGCGCGGUCGCUCGCAGUCCCAGACAGACACCAAGAUCCUUUCUGGUACCUGGACCCACACUGGGCCUUUCCUUCCAGGUUCAGCCUCCUCUACAGUCUUCCAGACCCAUGGGCUCCCCUACUCCUCUUCCCUCAUGUCCCCGACUUUGAGGAACUAAAUGCUGCCCUAGGCCCCUCUGAAGCCUGGCUGCGGGAGGCGAGCGGGCGCGGGCGCAACACAGCCGACAGGUUGGAGGGCCCCUACGGGUGGGGUUGGGGACAAGGUAGAGGGGACGUGGGUCCCUUAGCAGCUGCUGGAGCCAGAGCCAGAGGCGUACACAGAACCCUGAGCAGCACCUGCCUGAGCCCAGAUGGAGACGCAGCCACUUCGGAGGAGCAUCGAACAGAGGACGGACCUCAGAGUCCCCGCGGCUUUUCCUGGGAGCUCCUGCGCCAUCCUCCCAGGAAAGUGGGACGAAGGUGCUGGCGCUCCAGGAGACGCGCCCCCUCCUCCCCACCCCGCAGCGCGGUGACUCAGCCUCGCUGGCCCGGGUCUGCUGAGCUAGGGCGCCGGCGAAGAACAGACGCCCACCUGCCCGCUGCCCGGCCACAGCUCUCUCCCGACCCCCUUCCCCUCAUUCAGCGUGAGCGCCCCCGCCGCGCCCCGUCGGGCUGGUCCCUCUGCGCCCCCGACUUCCCGCCUCUGUGCGCUAGGAGCUGUCCUCUCAGGACCAGGCGGGGGCGGGGUCUUGGCCGGACAGCCCCGCCCCACCCCCAUCGACCUCCAUCCACCCACCCCCGCCGCCGCCGGAAGUGCCUCUCCACAGGGACAUCCUUGACGUCACAGGGUUUUGACGUCAAGAGCCGCGUGCCUGUCCGCGAGCUCUGGGGCGGAAAGAGGCCUGGAAACGCGGGGGAGGAAGAGCAGUGGCGCCCCCAGCUGCGGGAGAUGGAGCCACCACGCCCGGGCAGCGCGCCGGCACCUUGGCUCUAGACUGCUUACUGCCCGGGCCGCCCUCAGUAACAGUCUCCAGUCACGGCCACCGACGCCUGGCCCCGCCCCAGGACCGCGGACCCGGCCACCAGCCGCGCCCCCGGCCCAUCAGUCCCCCAGGGUCCCUCAGCCCCGCGCUUGCUACCCGCGCCGCCGCUGUCCGCGGUGCUGAUCCAGGGCCGGCACCUACAAUGGGCCAUCCCGUCCCCUGUCCCCAGGGGCUGCUGAGGGGCGGGCUGCCCACAGGCACAUCGCACAGCCCCAGGAGUCAGCGCCCAGUCCCUGCCGAGCACGCAGCCCCCUGCCCGCGCCGCCGCCCCCCACCCCC